Molecule: messenger RNA, 3150 nt
Organism: Girardinichthys multiradiatus
Lineage: Eukaryota; Metazoa; Chordata; Actinopteri; Cyprinodontiformes; Goodeidae
Product: V-set and transmembrane domain-containing protein 2-like protein
Exons: 4
Coding region: 211-831 (206 amino acids)
Source: RefSeq, a predicted model, not a curated record
UUGAGAUGCAUACGCCUAAUUGAGUUGAGCCGCAGCACUCAUCCCCAUAUUCCCUCCGCCUGCCUGACCGCCGCAUCUCCUCCCGCUCAGCAGGGGAGGCGGCAGGUCCAGCUGUGUGUCUGUGUGUCAGCGUGGGAAGAUCAGCUGCUAUCUAUGCUCUCCUCCUAAUAUCAGAGUUUAACUCAGCUGCUUGAAAUACCGGCUGCAGCAAUGGAAGCCUUCGGACUGAUCAUUUUACUGUACGCGGGACUUUACGUUCAACUUAACGCAGGUCUGCGUGACGGACACAUAAAGGUGGAAAAUCACAUCUCUGGAAAUGCUUUGUUUACAGAUGUUCCUCAUGACGUUACAGCACAGAUUGGUGAAGACGUAGAGAUGGCCUGCUCCUUCCGUGGGGCAGGCUCUUCCUCAUUCUCCCUGGAGAUUCAGUGGUGGUACAUCAGGAGCCACAAAGACUCACAAGAUUUGCCUUCACAAAUCACUAACAUGGUGGAGACUCUGGAGGAAAUGCCAAUAUAUGCCACCAAAAUUAGUGUGGUAAAAGUGGCUGGCAGCAACAUUUCCCACAAACUCCGCCUCUCGAGCGUGAAACCAGCCGACGAGGGCAUCUACGAGUGUCAUGUCAUUGACCACAGCGGCCCUGUGGAGCAGCGCUACCAGGUCCAGGCCUACCUCCGAGUGGAGCCUAAGAGGCCUCAGCAGUUUGAUUCUCAGCUGCAGGAACUAGAACAUCACUCAAGGGGUAGUCACUUACAGCAGAUCGACAGCCAGGAACUGAGGAAGAGAUCAGUUCACAGCACCACUGACUGCAGGGGGCGCUGUUUGCUUUAGAGUGGGCAUUCUGUGUGUCUGCAUGUUCAUGGGUUUCCUCUGUUAGGAGGAACUGUCACUAGUGUUUUAUCACCACACUGGUGACCCAGUAUUUCUGGAAGUGUAUUCUGUCUUUAAUGAUUUGAUUUUUGUUGCUUGGAAGCCAGUGUUGGUGUAUGUUAUUUAGACCGCUCUGUGUACCAGUACAUUUUUGUUCUUUUUCUGGCUUUUUUGUGCUUUCUGACAUUGCUUUCAAGUUAUGUAAACAGCAACUCUACCCUCAAAUAUUCUAUGGGAGUAAAUAUAGUGAGCUUUUUUUGUUUAAUUAUUGAUGAAUAAACACAGCAAUAUCGAUACAGUUAAAGGAUAUAUAGUUGGGGCCAGAUAUUUAUUAACCUUGUCUAAAGAACCACAUAAUCACUUAUUUCUGAUAGUCUGACAUUAUAUCAGACUAAACCUGUCUUAGGUCAGUUAGAAUUACCAAAAUUAUUUACUAAAUGUCAGAAAACAGACAAUAGAAGAGAUUUAUUAUACUUUAUUCAAAUUUACGAGUUGCAUAUUCUUCCUUAGUAUUUGGUAGAAUUGGGUUUUAAACUUUAUGACUUGGGUUAUAUGUUUUAAGUUUCCUUCUACCUACUUCUUACAGUAUUUUGCAGGAAUGUUGUCUCAUUCCUCCAGAAAGAUCUGAAGUAACUGAGUCAGGUUUGUAGGCCACCUUGCUCACACAGCUUUUCAACUUUCCCCUCAAAUGUUUUACAAGACUUGGAUCAAGGCUUGGUGAUGACCGCUCCAAAACAUUGACUUUGUUUCCCUAAGCCACUUUGUAACUAUUCUGGCAUUAUGAAUUGGGCCAUAGUCCAUUUGGAAUACAAAUGUGCCUAAGCUUAAACCCUGGCUGAUUUGGAGAUUCAAUGUUUUCUCAAAAUCUUCUUACGCCGUGAUGCAAUCUAUAUUUUGUGAAGUGCACAUUCUCUCCUUCAAUAAAACACCCACACAACGUGAUUCUAUUUUAUAGUCCUCAGGCUUCUAAACUCCCUCUUUUUCCCCCAAAUGGUCUAUACCUGCUUGGGGAAGUGGUGUGUCUGGUGUCUAUCUUAAACAGUCAUUGGGCAAAAGGUGGGAUGUUAUUAUGACCAUAAACGUCAACUUUAGUUCCAACAGCCCACAGAACAAGUCUCCAAAAAUAAAGGCACUUUUAAACCCUUUGUUCAUUGGCAAACUCCAAUAUUACUUUUUAUGUUUCUUCUGAAGCUAUGGCUAUUUCGUUGCUGAGUGGUGUUUGAGCCCAUGUCGGUACAAGACUUCGUUCACUGUGGAUAUUGACUCUCUUUUACCAACCUGAGCCAGCAUCUUUACAAGAUACUCUGUUUUUUACUCUCCAAAACACAUUUAUCUCUGGGACACAUAAUCUGUCUCCUUCCUGGACAGGCUGGACAUUCCCAUGGCACUUAUGUUUGCAUCUAAUUGUUUCAGCAGAUGAAAGUAGCACCUUCAGGCAUCUGGAAAUAGUAAUCAAGUAUGGAUCAGAUAUAUGGAGAUCCAGAGUUCUCUUCCUGAUGUCUUGGUUGAUUACUCUUGAUUUCCCCAGGAUGUCACACAGUGUUUUUGAGGUGUUGCCUUAAAAUUCAGAUGUGUACCUACAAAUAACUCAAAGGCUGUUAUAUUAAUCAAUCAAAAGCUUCUAAAAGAUAUGACAUUAUAAUCAGGGCUUUCCCAAAAUGUUUUAGGGUAUAAUACAUGUGGUGUAUGUAAACAUCUGACUAUACAUGAAGUGAUAAACAAUCUAAGUCUAGUAUUAAGUAAACAGAAAUAAGUUUGUUAAUCCUAACUGACUAAACUAACUAAGGUUGAGUCUCAUUAACGUCAGUGAGAAGAAAUGGUGGUGCCUUUUUAUACAAUGUAAAUUUCAACUGAAUAUUUUCUGUUUUUUCUUAUGUUUUCUCUGACUGAAACAUGAAAAGAUUUGCAGUGUGACUCUAGAAAUGCUUUUAAAGAAAGAAUAUAUCUUAGGUUUUUAUAUUUAUUUUAUUCUUCUGGUAAAUAAAUUGAAAUCCAGUCAAUUAAGAGUAAAUAGAUGACCGUUUGAUUUUUAAACCACAUUCAAAGUAUUUGUGUCCUCUAAUCACAUCAGGACUUGAGAUUUUUUUGUAUAUGUUCAUCAUAAACAGAAGAGCAUACCAUAAGCACUAUAUUGUGUUAGUCAUGUCAUAUCUGCCGUCAUUCACAGUAUCACUUUUUGUCUCCACUUUAAUGGGGCAUGUAAUUUUAGGCUCAAAUUGGACUGUGUUUGUUAUUUGUGCUGCUGCUAUUUGUUCUAUUAAAUACACAGUUUGAAAUGUU